This is a messenger RNA of Hipposideros armiger (great roundleaf bat), 3881 nucleotides long. RefSeq names its product SNF2 related chromatin remodeling ATPase 1 (gene SMARCA1). Gene Ontology annotation, molecular function: histone binding; ATP-dependent chromatin remodeler activity; ATP hydrolysis activity. Gene Ontology annotation, biological process: nucleosome organization. NCBI's taxonomy places the organism in Eukaryota, Metazoa, Chordata, Mammalia, Chiroptera, Hipposideridae. Gene Ontology annotation, cellular component: nucleus; chromatin. Bases 156 to 3233 code for a protein of 1025 amino acids. The transcript is spliced from 24 exons. The record is from RefSeq and is a predicted model, not a curated record.
UUGAGGGUUAUUUAAAGGGGGGGCCGAGCGAAGGGGUUGGAAGCCGAGUGAUUCCCCACCCCUGCUCCAUCUAGCUCUUUCCAGUGCAGGCACUGCCGCCGCCCAGGAGCCCUCGUCCCCUUCCUCGUCCCUCUCCUCUUUCCCGCUCCAACGCCAUGGAGCAGGACAACGCCGCAGUGGCAGCCACCGUGGCAGCCGCUGAUGCGAACGCCACAAUCGUAGUCGUAGAGGACGAGCAGCCGGGGCCGUCCACCUAUAAGGAGGAGGGAGCGGCCGCCGCAGCCACUGAAGCCACCGUGGCCACGGAGAAGGGCGAGAAGAAGAAGGAGAAAACUGUUGCUCCAUUUCAACCCAAACUUGCUGCCAAAGCUUCUAAAUCUGAAAAGGAAAUGGACCCAGAAUAUGAAGAGAAAAUGAAAGCAGACCGAGCAAAGAGAUUUGAAUUUUUACUGAAGCAGACAGAACUUUUUGCACAUUUCAUUCAACCUUCUGCACAGAAAUCUCCAACAUCUCCUCUGAACAUGAAAUUGGGACGUCCUCAAAUAAAGAAGGAUGACAAGCAGAGCUUAAUUUCUGCUGGAGACUACCGCCACAGACGCACGGAACAAGAAGAAGAUGAAGAACUACUCUCGGAGAGUCGUAAAACAUCUAAUAUGUGUGUUAGAUUUGAGGUAUCACCUUCAUAUGUGAAAGGAGGACCACUGAGAGAUUAUCAGAUUCGAGGACUGAACUGGUUGAUUUCUUUGUAUGAAAAUGGAGUCAAUGGUAUUUUGGCGGAUGAAAUGGGUCUUGGUAAGACUUUACAAACAAUUGCUUUGCUUGGUUACCUGAAACAUUACCGAAACAUUCCUGGACCUCACAUGGUUUUAGUUCCAAAGUCUACUUUACACAACUGGAUGAAUGAAUUUAAGCGAUGGGUCCCAUCUCUCCGUGUUAUUUGUUUCAUCGGAGACAAGGAUGCGAGAGCUGCUUUUAUUCGUGAUGAAAUGAUGCCAGGAGAGUGGGAUGUUUGUGUUACUUCUUAUGAGAUGAUAAUUAAAGAAAAAUCUGUAUUUAAAAAGUUUCAUUGGCGAUACCUAGUUAUUGAUGAGGCUCACAGAAUAAAGAAUGAAAAAUCUAAGCUUUCAGAGAUUGUUCGUGAAUUCAAGUCAACCAACCGCUUACUCCUUACUGGAACACCUUUGCAGAAUAACCUGCAUGAGCUGUGGGCAUUACUCAACUUUUUAUUGCCUGAUGUCUUUAAUUCUGCAGAUGACUUUGAUUCUUGGUUUGACACUAAAAAUUGUCUUGGUGAUCAAAAACUUGUGGAAAGACUUCACGCAGUUUUAAAACCGUUUUUGUUACGUCGCAUAAAAACUGAUGUAGAGAAGAGCCUGCCUCCUAAAAAGGAAAUAAAGAUUUACUUGGGACUGAGUAAAAUGCAGCGAGAAUGGUAUACAAAAAUCCUGAUGAAAGAUAUCGAUGUUUUAAAUUCUGCUGGCAAGAUGGACAAGAUGCGACUCUUAAACAUUCUGAUGCAGCUUCGAAAGUGUUGUAAUCAUCCUUACUUGUUUGAUGGUGCUGAACCUGGUCCACCUUAUACCACUGAUGAGCACAUUGUCAGCAACAGUGGUAAAAUGGUAGUUCUUGAUAAACUGUUGGCCAAACUCAAAGAACAGGGUUCAAGGGUUCUCAUUUUUAGCCAGAUGACUCGCUUGCUGGACAUUUUGGAGGAUUAUUGUAUGUGGCGUGGUUAUGAGUAUUGUCGACUGGAUGGACAAACCCCACAUGAAGAAAGGGAGGAUAAAUUCCUAGAAGUGGAAUUACUGGGUCAAAGGGAAGCAAUAGAGGCCUUUAAUGCUCCUAAUAGUAGCAAAUUCAUCUUUAUGCUGAGUACCAGGGCUGGAGGUCUCGGAAUUAACUUGGCAAGUGCUGAUGUGGUUAUACUAUAUGAUUCAGACUGGAAUCCACAGGUUGAUCUACAAGCUAUGGAUCGAGCACAUCGUAUUGGUCAGAAGAAGCCAGUACAUGUGUUCCGCCUCAUCACCGACAACACUGUUGAAGAAAGGAUUGUAGAAAGAGCUGAGAUAAAACUGAGACUUGACUCAAUUGUUAUACAACAAGGAAGACUUAUUGACCAACAGUCUAACAAGCUGGCAAAAGAGGAAAUGUUGCAAAUGAUACGGCAUGGUGCCACUCAUGUUUUUGCUUCUAAAGAAAGUAAGCUGACAGAUGAAGACAUUACAACUCUUCUGGAAAGAGGAGAAAAGAAGACUGCAGAGAUGAAUGAACGCUUGCAGAAAAUGGGAGAGCCUUCUCUGAGACAUUUUAGAAUGGACAAUGAACAAAGUUUGUACAAGUUUGAAGGAGAAGAUUACAGGGAAAAACAGAAGCUCGGGAUGGUGGAAUGGAUUGAACCUCCUAAACGAGAACGCAAAGCAAACUACGCAGUCGAUGCCUACUUUAGAGAGGCUUUACGUGUCAGCGAGCCAAAGGUGCCAAAGGCUCCACGACCUCCAAAACAGCCAAAUGUUCAGGAUUUUCAAUUUUUCCCACCACGUUUAUUUGAGCUCCUGGAAAAGGAAAUUCUUUACUAUAGGAAGACAAUAGGCUAUAAGGUCCCAAGGAAUCCUGAUAUGCCAAAUCCAGCUGUGGCUCAAAGAGAGGAACAAAAAAAGAUUGAUGGAGCUGAACCUCUUACACCAGAAGAGACUGAAGAAAAGGAAAAACUUCUCUCAGCUGUAUUUUGGGAACGUUGCAAUGAAUUACAGGACAUUGAGAAAAUUAUGGCUCAAAUUGAACGUGGAGAAGCGAGAAUUCAACGAAAGAUCAGUAUCAAGAAAGCCCUGGAUGCCAAAAUUGCAAGAUACAAGGCUCCAUUUCAUCAGUUACGUAUUCAGUAUGGAACCAACAAAGGAAAGAACUAUACUGAGGAAGAAGAUAGAUUCUUGAUUUGUAUGUUACACAAAAUGGGCUUUGAUAGAGAAAACGUGUAUGAAGAAUUAAGGCAGUGUGUACGGAAUGCGCCUCAGUUUAGAUUUGACUGGUUUAUCAAGUCUAGAACAGCCAUGGAAUUCCAGAGACGCUGUAAUACUCUGAUUUCAUUGAUUGAGAAAGAAAAUAUGGAAAUUGAGGAAAGAGAGAGAGCAGAAAAGAAGAAACGGGCAACUAAAAUUCCAAUGUCACAGAAAAGAAAAGCAGAGUCAGCUACUGAGAGCUCUGGAAAGAAGGAUGUCAAGAAGGUGAAAUCCUAAAGCCUAGAAAUAAAGUUUUAAAUGGGAAACUGCUAUUUUCUUGUUCCCAUCUUCAAAUGCUAAUUGCCAGUUCCAGUGUAUUCAUGGUACUCUAAGAAAAAUCUUUUUGGUUUUGAUUUCUUGCAUAUUUUAUAUAUUUUACAAUGCUUUCUACCUGAAAUGUGUAGCUUUAUAUUUUAUGCAUUCUAGUAUUUUUGUGUACUGUAUUUUGUGCAUUUCAUGUCUUCAUCAAAUCCUCUCAGUCCUUGUUCUUUUGAAGCUUGUGCUGAGGUUUUAGCUUUUCUAUGUUUUAUAUGCCGCUGCUUUGAAAGAGAACCUAGAUUCUAUAGCUGUAUUAUUGUUGUUUCAUACCUUAAAUUUAUAUGGCUGUGGAAAAAUGAAUUAAAAUGAUUUGAGGAGAAAGACUUUUUCACUUCUUUGUUGCUUUAUUUUCUAUUGAGUAUGGGCUUGUGUUACUGCAUACUGUGAUUAGCAUAAUAAUUGUUUCUUUGAGAUCAUCUAAAUAUUUUUUUCCUAAAGGAAUAAAGGGUGAGAACAGAAAAAUAUUAAAAAAACCUAAUAUUUGAUACUGUGCUUGCUGUCAGUAUGAAUUACAUUUAAAUUAUUCUCUAAAUAUUCAAGUGGGAAAAUAUAAUAAAGAAAUGUCUA